UUGCCUUUCUCGAUCAUCGUUGACUUUUUGUACCGAAAUCUGCAUGGUACCCGAGGAGCAGGGCGAGAGCACGUCAUUAAUGAUGGUGCCAAAGAUAGUCGGCAUGAUGCGGGGUUGAUCUCAUCCCGUAUAUGCAUAGCACGCAGACCGUCGACAACUUCCUCCAAGCACCACCUCUUCGGCGCCCAACUAAUUGCAUUCUGCAAAGCAAGAAGCGAUAGCAAGCGAAGAGUCAUGUCUGUGAAAUCUUUCCGGGACCUGCUGGGUAUGCCACCCAAUACCGCGUCUACAUCUGAUUCAGCUCUCAUCAUCAUCGACGCGCAAAAUGAGUACUCUUCUGGCGCUCUAAAAGUGACAAACGCAAAGGAGAGCGGGGAUACAAUCGCCAAGCUGCUCGACAGAUAUCGCAAGGCGAAUGGGAAAAUCAUUCACGUGCUUCAUGAGACACCAGAAGGAGCACCUGUUUUUACGCCUGGGACGGAACUGGCGAAGGAGUUUGAGCAGGUCAAAGCAAAGGAUGGCGAAACCGUCAUUGGGAAGAAAUUCCCCGGCGCAUUCGAACAAACCGAACUGAACGAUACGUUGAAAUCCUGGGGUAUCGAGAAAGUAGUGUUGGUGGGAUACAUGGCACACGUCUGCGUUUCGACAACGGCGCGCGAAGCCAUGCAAAAGGGCUAUCAGGUCGUGCUAGUGGAAGAUGCCAUCGGGGACCGAGAUAUUCCGGGCGUGAAGGGGGACGAGGUGACCAGGGUUGCUUUGGCAGAACUGGCCGAUGUUUUUGGGACUGUGGUGAAGAGCUCGGACAUUAAUUGA
Periconia digitata is the source of this 813-nucleotide messenger RNA. The record is from the annotation of a GenBank genome assembly. Lineage: Eukaryota; Fungi; Ascomycota; Dothideomycetes; Pleosporales; Periconiaceae.